This is a messenger RNA of Talaromyces amestolkiae, 1875 nucleotides long. RefSeq lists its product as uncharacterized. Gene Ontology annotation, molecular function: ATP binding; ATP hydrolysis activity. The record is from RefSeq and is a predicted model, not a curated record. Bases 1 to 1875 code for a protein of 624 amino acids. The transcript has 3 exons. NCBI's taxonomy places the organism in Eukaryota, Fungi, Ascomycota, Eurotiomycetes, Eurotiales, Trichocomaceae.
AUGGUUUCUGCAUCCAAAGCCGCCCGUCAGGCCAAACGUGCCGCUGAUGGCGAUAAGAAAACAUCCAAACUCGCAUCCAAAAAGGCCGCCAAGGCCAGCGAGACCCCCGAAUUGCAAGACGGUGAUGGAGAUGCCAUCCCAGCCGGCGAUGAGCCCGCCACCACUGCCGAUAAGCAGAAGGAGGUCGACAAGCUGACGGCACAAAUGGACAAGCACGGUCUCUCCGACCGAGUCACAACCGGUGUUUUAUCCUCGAUGCCUUCAUCUCGCGACGUCAAGAUCACUUCCGCUUCGUUGGUGUUCCACGGUAAGGUUCUGUUCACCGACACCACCCUAGAGCUCAACUAUGCCAGACGAUACGGUUUGUUGGGUGAGAACGGAUGUGGUAAAUCUACGCUUCUGAAGGCUAUCGACGCACGAGAGUUUCCCAUUCCUGAACAUAUCGAUAUCUACCUGCUGAACGAGGGUGCACCACCUAGCGAGCUCGGUGCUUUGGAAUGGGUUGUCAAGGAAGCUGAGAACGAGAUGGACCGUAUGGAAAAGUUGGCCGAAGAUAUUCUUGAGAAGAACGGUCCUGAUGACCCUAUCUUGGAAGAUUUAUAUGAGCGAAUGGAAAACAUGGACCCGUCGACUUUCCACACCCGUGCCUCCUUGAUCUUGACCGGUCUUGGAUUCAACAGCGUCACCAUUCACAAGAAGACAAAGGACAUGUCUGGUGGUUGGAGAAUGCGAGUGGCUUUGGCCAAGGCUCUCUUCGUCAAGCCUUCUCUGUUGUUGCUCGACGACCCCACUGCCCAUUUGGAUCUUGAAGCUUGUGUGUGGUUGGAAGAAUAUCUUAAGAAGUGGGAGCGUACACUUAUCCUGGUUUCUCACUCCAUGGACUUUUUGAACGGUGUCUGCACAACCAUGAUCGAUAUGCGUAUGAAGCAGCUUCUGUACUACGGUGGUAACUACGAUUCCUACCACAAGACCAGGUCCGAGCAGGAGAUCAACCAGAUGAAGGCAUACACCAAACAGCAAGAGGAAAUUGCCCACAUCAAGAAGUUCAUUGCUUCUGCUGGUACCUAUGCCAACUUGGUGCGUCAAGCCAAGUCCCGUCAGAAGAUUCUCGAUAAGAUGGAGGCCGAUGGAUUCAUUCAACCCGUCGUUCCCGAUCGAGUGUUCUCUUUCCGUUUCGCCGAUGUCGAGAAGCUUCCUCCCCCUGUCCUGGCCUUCGAUGACGUAACUUUCUCUUACUCUGGAAAGCCCGAGGAUACUCUGUACGAGAACCUCGACCUUGGUGUUGACAUGGACUCCCGAACUGCUCUGGUCGGUCCCAACGGUGUCGGCAAAUCCACUCUUCUCCGUCUGAUGACCGGAAAGUUGAGCCCCAACAGCGGCCGUGUCCAACGCCACACUCACUUGAAAUUGGGUCUUUACAGCCAGCACUCCGCCGAACAGCUCGACCUCACCAAGUCAGCCCUCGACUUUGUGCGCGAUAAAUUCAGCGAAAAAUCCCAAGACUACCAGUACUGGCGUCAACAGCUCGGCCGUUACGGUCUGAGCGGCGAGUCCCAGACUGCGCUCAUGGGUACGCUGUCUGAGGGUCAGAAGAGUCGUAUCGUCUUCGCAUUGCUCGCCAUUGAGUCUCCCAACAUGUUGCUACUUGACGAGCCUACCAACGGUCUCGAUAUUCCCACUAUCGAUAGUCUUGCGGAUGCCAUCAACGCCUUCAACGGUGGUGUUGUCGUCGUGUCCCACGAUUUCCGUCUUCUCGAUAAAAUUGCCAAAGAUAUCCUCGUCUGCGAACACAAGACAGUGCGACGAUGGGACGGCUCCAUCGGCGAGUACAAAAACUACCUCCGCAAGAAGAUGGUUGCAUCCGGCGCCGUCUAA